Molecule: messenger RNA, 708 nt
Organism: Anthostomella pinea
Lineage: Eukaryota; Fungi; Ascomycota; Sordariomycetes; Xylariales; Xylariaceae
Source: the annotation of a GenBank genome assembly
AUGAAAAUCUCUAUCCGGCCCCUUGCUGCUGCCGGUCUCGUCCCGCAACCGCGUCCCAUCCCGCAACUGCGGCCCGUCCUCGCCCAGCAGCUUCGAAGCUAUGCGACCCAACCUGGCGUAGGAUCCAAUUCGACUGCUUCCAAGAGGAAGGCAGUCACGCCUUUCAACGAUGACGGCUAUGUUCCUUGGAGGGACCUGUCGGCACCCGAGAAGGCGUCGCGCGCCACCCAGCAAUCCUUCAACUUCGGCAUGGUCAUACUGGGUGCCGUGAUGACGGCCGGCGUGGGAUACUUCCUCUACACCGAUGUCUUCUCCCCGGACAGCAAGACCGCCUACUUCAACCGAGCCGUCGACCGAAUCAAGAAGGACCCCGAUUGUGUGGCACUUUUGGGGGAUAGUAAAAAGAUCAUAGCCCAUGGUGAGGAGACGGCGAACAAAUGGCGGCGUGCAAGACCAAUUGCAUCUACACACAAGACCGAUGGUCAAGGCAACGAGCAUCUGAUGAUGCAUUUCUACCUUGAGGGACCAUUGAGUAAUGGCUUGGUCAAUGUGCAUCUGGUCAAACGAGCGGGCCACCACGAUUUCGAGUACAAGUACUUCUUCGUGGACGUGAAAGGCCACCCGAGAAUAUACCUGGAGAACGCUGACGCCCAAAGCUCGAGCGGAGAUUCAAAUAAGUUUAAAUUAUUCGGCGUUAGCUGGAGUUGA